Messenger RNA from Hepatospora eriocheir, 1098 nucleotides. Lineage: Eukaryota; Fungi; Microsporidia; Hepatosporidae. The record is from the annotation of a GenBank genome assembly.
AUGAUUAUAUCAUUGUUUAUAAUUAGUAAUAAAACACUAAAAACCUGUCUUAGAAAUUCAUUUUUUGUAAACUGUGAAGAAAUAAAUCCUUCUAAUAUUCCAAUUAUAAAUCCAAAUUUAUCAGAAUAUUUAGAAACAAAUGAAAAUACUACAAGCGAAGUGUAUGCUGAAUUUGAAUCAGAAACAACAUAUUUUAUUGGAACAAUAACCAUAUUACCAUCAAUUUCAUUUAAUUACUUGGAUAUAUUUGAUUUUAUCAAUGGGGGAAGAAGAUAUUUUUACAGUGAAGAGUAUGAAAUGUAUUUUUCGAUAACAGAUUUAAUACAAACUACAGCAAUAAUUAAAAAUGAUUUUAAUUUAUUACUUGAAAAAUCUAAUUUAAAUCAAGAUAGUGAUUGUGUGCAAGUACUUAAGAAAUUUGAGGUUUACUUAUUAUUAAUGAAAAAUAUAAUUAAAGCGAAGAAUGACUCUGAAUUUUUAAACUAUUGUGAAAAAUUAGAAAAUUAUGAAAAUUUCUUAGAUAUUCAAGAACUUUUUAAAUGUAUUUUAUCUUUAUGUAAACUGAAUAGAUAUUUAAUAUUGAAAAAAGACCAUUUUUUUAGGUUAAUGGAAUUAUCGUGGAUAUUUAAUGGUUCUUUUGUUUCUAAAAAUUCAAUUUCUCUUCAAAAUACUGUUUAUAUGUUUUUAACAGACAUUGAAUUGCUAGAUCAGGUUUUUACUGAAAAAUUUGUAAUUAUCAAGGAAAAAUUUAAAAAUUUUUUACAACAAUUGCAUUAUAUUGAAAAAAAUUCUAUUUUUGAAGAUAAAUUUACAAAAAAUGGAUUUAAAUACCACUUUAACAGAGAUCAGGAGGUUGAAUAUUCAUUUGAAGUGUUUAAUGUAAUGUAUUCUGAUCCAAUUUUAAAAGAAAUAGGUUUUUUAGAAAAUUUUAUUAAAAACCAAGAUGUGCAAUACUCAGAUUUACUUUCAAACGAUGUAAAUGAUAACAAAUUACUUUUUAGAAAAGAGAUGUCAUUUAUAAAGUUAAUCAUUGAUUUAUUUAAGUUGGACCCAAAUAUGUGUGUUAAGCAUAUUAAAGUCUUUAGAAGUGUACAAUGA